Molecule: messenger RNA, 1765 nt
Organism: Colletotrichum scovillei
Lineage: Eukaryota; Fungi; Ascomycota; Sordariomycetes; Glomerellales; Glomerellaceae
Product: NmrA-like family protein
Exons: 3
Coding region: 572-1525 (317 amino acids)
Source: RefSeq, a predicted model, not a curated record
CAUACCAAGUCGCCGCUUACAUACUCAUGAUAUUAUAGUGAGGUAAGGUAGAGAGGGGAAAGGAAUCCUCCCAACGGUUCAGCGCGAACAGGUAUGCGCGCGGGCGCGAGGUCUCCCAGCCUUGCGAGACCUUACCGGUACCCUUCAGUACGGGACGAUCCUGUGGGUGAGACGGAGGUGCAUGAUGAUGAGGGGUUCUCCCGCGCGCCCUAGCUUUACCUAAUCUAGUAGCUUAUGUCGAGGUGUGUCUAGCACUACGUACAUGUCCAAUGUCCUGAGACAUAUGCGUCUUGGGGGAGGGGCGGGCAGAGAGGUUCAUGAGCGCCAUUGUGUAUAAAGACCGGACGAUCGCUUGUCUUCAUUGACGUUGAUUCUUAGAGAAGAUCAUCAAGCUACCAUUUCAACAGCACUUCAACUCUUAUUACUCCAAUUCAAUCGCACGAUUAAGGUAUUUAAUGUUGAACACUUCCCCGACAUUGAAGUGUGAUGCUCAAAGACGAACACUACGUAACUGACACUUAUAUAAAACAGAUCACCACCACAACAGAAAACCCACCCAACACACACGAAAAUGUCCAAGAAGAUCAUCACCGUUUUCGGCGCCACGGGCGCUCAGGGCGGCAGCGUCGUCAACAUCUUCCUCAACGACGCCAAGCUCAGCAAGGACUGGCAGGUCCGCGGCGUCACCCGCGAUGCCACCAAGGACUCGUCCAAGGCUCUCGCGGCCAAGGGCGUCGAGGUUGUCGCUGCCGACCUCGGUGACAAGGCUUCGCUGGCUGCCGCUGUCAAGGGCGCUUCGGCCGUCUUCGCCGUGACCAACUACUGGGACAAGAUGGACAAGGAGCUGGAGAUCCAGCAGGGCAAGAACAUUGCCGACGCGGCUCUGGAGGCUGGCGUCGAGCAUUUCAUCUUCAGUUCCCUCCUCGACGUCAACAAGCUAUCCAAGGGCACCCUCCCCGACGUGUACCACUUUGACAGCAAGGCCGCCGUCGAAGAGUACAUUCGCACGACCUCCCUCCCCGCAACCUUCUUCCUCCCGGGCUUCUACAUGGCCAACCUCCCCGGCGGCAUGUUCCGCCAGACGCCCCCCGACAAUGCCUGGGGCCUCAGCCUCCCCGUCCCCGCCAGCGCUCCCAUCCCGCUUUUUGACGCGGCGGCCGACACGGGUAAGUUUGUAAAGGGCAUCGUGCUGCACCGCGAAAAGGUGCUCGGCAAGCGGGUGUACGCGGCGACGAGCUAUGUCACGGGCGGCGAGGCGGUCGAGACGUUCAAGAAGGUGUACCCCGAGGCGGGCAAGACGGCGCGGUUCAACGAGCUCACGCACGAGCAAUUCAAGGGCGCGCUCAAGGGCCAGGGGAUGCCGGAUUUCGUGGCUGAGGAGAUGUUGCAGAACAUGAGGCUGCUCGACGAGUUUGGGUACUAUGGUGGGGAGAAGCUGGACGAGUCGCACGCGAUUGUCGAGGAUAAGUUGACGACGUGGGAGGAGCAUGUGAAGAAUGCCAAGGCCUUUUCUGGACUGGCGUAGGUCCUGGUCUACUAUGUUAGAUUGGCUUGUUAGCUUGCAAUGAGUAAAAAUAAUCGAGGUAUGAAUCCAAGUUCGUAGUUUUCGAUUGCUUCUGUGUUUGAAAGUCGGAUUAAGUGUCGAACAUAUUAUCCUGGUGAAAAAAUUGAAGCGCGGAUCAACUUGGCUCGCGGCGAGAUGGCAUGUCAGUGCUAGUAAUGUAAUGCAACAACUCUGCAGCACGAAUCGUCGAUCAUCAAAUCC